CCGCUCCUCAAAGCUGUACUGAUAUCAGUACUGCAGUUUGUAAACGUUCACAUUGGAAUCAAGAAAGACAAUACCUAGCCACAAAAGAGGAUUAUUGAGAUUUGACUUCAUAACGUACUUUCAUAAGGAAGUAAAAUUAUAGGUGUAGUCGUACACCAUCAGAUUUUCAGUGCCUUUAGGAUUCGCUGCCGUACUUGAAGUGCCAACGUCGUCUCAGGUAAGAUAGGACAGAGCAAAGGAGAAAGAGAGAAGAAGAGAUGAAAGAGUGAAGAAUCUGGACAUGCAUGGCAAGAUCUCACAGUUGUUCUUGAUUAAUGCAUUAACGUGUGGCCUGGAGGUAUGCCUGGCUGCUGGGACCAUCUACAUCCCUCCAAUGCUGCUGGAGGCAGGGGUAGAGGAGCGUUUCAUGACCAUGGUGCUGGGUGUGGGACCCGUGCUGGGGUUGAUCUUUGUUCCUUUAAUUGGCUCGGCAAGUGAUAGUUUGAGAAGUAAAUAUGGCCGCCGCCGACCCUUCAUCUGGGCAUUGUGCAUAGGUGUCCUUCUUGGACUAUUGAUCAUCCCUCAGACGUCCACCCUUGUCACCCUAUUUACAACACAAGAAUGCCAUUGGUUGGAGGUCCCACUACUGGUUCUUGCCAUCUGCUUGAUGGAAUUCUGCGGCCAGGCCUGCUUCUCCCCUUUGGAGGCCCUGUUAUCAGAUCUCUUCCCUGGAGAAGAUGAGAGCCGCAAGGCCUUCUCUGUGUACUCCCUAAUGCUCAGCCUGGGUGGAUGUGUGGGCUACCUGCUACCCGCAGUUGACUGGACCACUUUGGAUGCUGUGGUCUACCUGGGUGGUCAAGAGGCCUUCAUUUACAUUGUGCUUACCUUUGUCUUUCUUGCUUGUUUGAUGAGUACAACCUUUAUCUCUGAAGAGCACACUGGAGGAGAAAGGGUCAGAGAAGUCGAGGACUCCAGAAAGCCUGCAAACCCUAGGACUUGUUGGAAUGCCUGUGCAACGUUCCCCAGAGUUCUUUUCUGCCGAAGAACACUCUCUACCAUCCUGUCUGUGCUUCCUCGGCUCUACACGCUCUGCAGUCGAAUGCCAAAAGUCAUUGCAAGGCUGUUCGUUGCUGAGCUGUGCAGUUGGAUGGCUCUUAUGUCCUUUAUGCUGUUCUACACAGACUUCAUUGGAGAAGGAUUGUAUAAAGGGGUGCCCAGUGCAGAGCCUGGAUCCCUAGGAAGGAUACGCUAUGACGAAGGUGUACGAAUGGCAAGUCUGGGACUUUUUCUGCAAUGUGUGACAUCUGUGGUCUUCUCGUUGGUUAUGGAGCGUAUGGUGUUGCGGGUUGGUGCUAGAAAGCUGUAUCUGAGCAGCAUGGUACUCCUUGCAGUGAGUACAGCUAUCAUGACUGUCUCUCACAACAUUACAUUAGUCACCAUUAUGGCUGCUGCUACAGGAUACACCUUCUGCACCCUGCAGAUUCUGCCCUACACGCUAACAUGCCUUUACCACUCAAAUACACAGGUGUAUUUUUCCAGUGACAAAUGCAAACUUUAUAUCAGUGGGAAGGAUCUGCUGUUGGUCAAAUCUGCCGACAUACAGUCCUUGACCAAGCCGAAAAGGACCAAUGGGUGCGUCAGUGGCUACCCUGGUGGCCCGCCCAAAACGAUACCCUUCCAAAAUAAUUUACCAACCUCAAAACCACUUAAUCUGCAUGUGUCUUUCUCCAUUGAGUCACAACCCACACAACCCCCAGCCCUCAGAGGCAUGGGUACAGACAUAGCCAUAUUGGACAGUGCCUACCUGCUGUCUCAGGUAGUGCCUUCUCUUUUCAUGGGCUCCAUUGUGCAGCUCUUUCACAGUGUAACUGCAUACAUGGCCUGUGCGUCUUUGCUGAGUGUGGUGGCUGUGUAUUUCUCCACUAAAAUUGUCUUCGAAAAGACCGAUAUGGACACAAGUUGACUGUAAUGUCACCUAGAGACAAGGACUCUGGAUUGUGACAAGAAACUUAAAAGGCCAUAGAAGGCUUAAAAAAUUUAAAAGGCAUCUGAUUCUGUUUUAAGUGAUGUUUGAAUGUUUUAGUGUACUGUAUUUUAAUAUAUUUGGAAAGAUUGAUGGUGAUGUGUCACUUUGCAAGUACUUAAUUUUAAAAAGCAUUGCUUGUAAAAUAUUAAGUAAAAAUGUGGCCUUACAGUAAAUGUAAAAGGGUGUUGCAUUAUCAUUGUUAAUAAUAGUUCAAAAUGCAUUUGACAAAAUGAUGGUUAUCUAACCUCUAGUGUCUUAUUUCCAUGUGGCCAUAAGCAAUAUUGAACAAUUUUAUAUCCUUCAAGAACAGCAAUUACACAAAUUACGAUGAAAGUAUUAAUUGAUUUGUGUCUGAUGAACUCUGCAAGUGCAGAAGAGUAAAACAUGUUAAUAUGUAUAACACAUAUUACUGUCAGAUAAACCUGUUUACUCUAACAUGUUUAUGAAAUUAUCAAGGCAAACCUAUAAGAAGAGUGAUGUUUACAUAUCUGGUUCAUAGAUUAUUCAUUGCCUAAAGAGUACAUCAAAUCUUAAGAUUAGCUGGUUAUGCUUCUCUUUAUCAUGGCUUUUGCUUAAUUUAUUGGAAAAACAGGACUGGACUUUCUUAGAUGUCUCAAUAAUUUCUCUAUGCAUUUAAUUUCAAGUAUCUUGAUUAAGUUAUUCUGUCAUUUUAUUGUAUUUCAAUUGCAUCUUUACUAUUUGUUUUGGUUCUAAGAGAUAAAGUUGCUUUUAAAAUAGCAACGUUAUCUAAAUGAUAAAAGCUAUCUGCAACACAAUUAUAGUGUUAGUUUGAAGUUCCUGAUUAUUGUUCUUUAUGGUAAACUGGCUAUACAUGUAAUUGCAUACUACCAUACCACUGCUAUGCAGUAUUGUGUGCAGUAUCCAAAUUUUCUUUUAUACAUUUGCCAUAAUGCAAUAUUCUUAACUUGACCUUCCUUUUACGUCGCUAUGUUUGGAAUGGAAUACUACAGUUUACUACUAUGUCAGUACUGUGCAGUAUACUACACACAUUUUUUUAAUAAUAAGUGGAACAGCAUGCAUUAUGCAACAAUAAAUAUUUAAACAGUAAUAUAUGAUAUUGUUGUGACAUGACCACCAUGUUGCGAGUAAUCAUCAACUUGGAAAUUACGGUUGUUUUGCAUUUUUA
Messenger RNA from Myxocyprinus asiaticus (Chinese sucker), 3152 nucleotides. RefSeq names its product solute carrier family 45 member 3-like. The transcript has 6 exons. Gene Ontology annotation, biological process: transmembrane transport. Gene Ontology annotation, cellular component: membrane. NCBI's taxonomy places the organism in Eukaryota, Metazoa, Chordata, Actinopteri, Cypriniformes, Catostomidae. The coding region runs from base 281 to 1942 and encodes 553 amino acids. Gene Ontology annotation, molecular function: sucrose:proton symporter activity. The record is from RefSeq and is a predicted model, not a curated record.